Messenger RNA from Pseudomassariella vexata, 891 nucleotides. Its product is annotated as D-glycerate 3-kinase. Gene Ontology annotation, cellular component: cytoplasm. The record is from RefSeq and is a predicted model, not a curated record. Gene Ontology annotation, biological process: SRP-dependent cotranslational protein targeting to membrane. Lineage: Eukaryota; Fungi; Ascomycota; Sordariomycetes; Amphisphaeriales; Pseudomassariaceae. Gene Ontology annotation, molecular function: GTP binding. The transcript is spliced from 2 exons. The coding region runs from base 1 to 891 and encodes 296 amino acids.
AUGGCAUCCUUAACUGAGCAAUCUGUCGAUGACAAAUCGCCAAUAUGCAUCCCCUUCAUUCUCGAGCGGCUGCAGGCAUACAAGGCGCGCAACCCCACCAAGCCCCUCAUCAUUGGCCUGAAUGGAGUGCAAGGCGUGGGCAAGACAACUCUCGUGAAGAACCUCGCAUCGACUUUACGAGAAAAGCAGAGACUUGAGGCGCUUAUCGUCAGCAUUGAUGAUUUCUACCUCAAGCACGAUGAUCAGAUUGCACUCUCCAGGUCUCAACCGGACAAUGUGCUGGUUUCUUGUAGAGGCGAGCCUGGCACGCAUGAUAUGGAACUGGCACAGCAGUUCUUCAAUGCCAUAUGUGAGGGGAAGCCCACCAAGAUCCCAUCUUAUGACAAGUCGGCCUUUUCUGGUCAAGGCGAUAGAGUUCCUGAGUCGCAAUGGCAAUCUGUCAAUGAACCUGGUCAACCAAGCAUUCAAGUCGUCAUCUUUGAAGGCUGGUGCGUUGGUUUCAAGCCCUUGGGUCCUGCUGAAGUUGCCAGCAAAUGGACAGCGCCUAGUCGAACCCUGCAACGUCACGAGCUUGCGCAUCUCCAGUUUGUCAAUGAACGUCUUCGUGGAUACGAUGCCAUUAACCGGCUUUUCGACCUAUUCGUUCACAUCGAUGCCGAAGACACCUUGUAUGUGUAUGACUGGCGACUAGAGCAAGAGGUCAAACUGAGGCAAGAAAAGGGAGCGGGCAUGACGGAUGCGCAGGUAGUCAAAUUCGUUGACGCGUAUUACCCCGCAUACGAGCUAUUCUCUGAUCAGCUGAGGGAAGGCUUGUUUGAAGGAAGGUUGGGCCGCCAACUGAGACUGGUAGUGGGAAAAGAUAGGAAAGUGAAGCAGAAAAUCGUCAUAUAA